This is a messenger RNA of Cydia pomonella (codling moth), 5709 nucleotides long. RefSeq lists its product as uncharacterized. The transcript is spliced from 5 exons. Bases 224 to 2575 code for a protein of 783 amino acids. NCBI's taxonomy places the organism in Eukaryota, Metazoa, Arthropoda, Insecta, Lepidoptera, Tortricidae. The record is from RefSeq and is a predicted model, not a curated record.
AUUGUAUUAACUAGUUCCAGAGAUUCAUUUUUUAAUUUCGUUUGAGAAUGUUUAGUAGUUAUCAUCAAACAUCGGGUAUAGUGACACAUAGUGAAGUAAAAAUCGUAUAAUUCUAAUAAAAUGAUAAUUUGAGUGGACAAUUUAUAACUACAGCAGAAUAUGUAAUUUAUAUUAGUAGCAUUAUGCUAACGUUAUCAAUUUUUAACUUUUGUAUCUCAUCCAAAUGUUUUUUUUAAUACUUUUUAUACUACAUGCAAUAUGUGACGCCGCUCCUGGACAUUAUGAGUGCGGUGUACACGGAAGGUUUGAGUACUGCAUCGACGAUUUCCCGGGCUGCGUCGUCGGCUGCCACUGCUACCCCGGAUAUUACUUCGACACAGACUCUAAGAUAUGCGAGCCCAACACUAAACUGACGCAAGACUAUAGACGCCAUAUGACACCUACUGGAUACACCUACGGAAGCAGUAGCGCGCUAGUACAUCCAGUAGUACCGUCUCCCCCGCCAGUGGUAACUGCCAGCACUGCCGAACCCGCUCAAGACAGCGACAACGGCGACCUCAGCGACUGGCUCUAUAACCAGUUCUUUAAAACUAUAGAAAGCCAAGUGGUCAAUAAAACAGACGACGAGCCCUUGAAAACGGGUACGAGAAGGAGCGGUGCACCGAUAGAAUCGUUCCUCACACGAAGACAUAAUAACAGAAAAAGGAAGUCUAAAAAACGUAGUUCGCGUAAAAAGACAAUUAGGGAUGAUGACGAGGACAGUGAGGAAGAAUCCAGCUCCAGUUCCGACUCGUCAGAUUCAGACUCCGAUGAUUCGAGAGGCGACCUGGGCAGCUGGGAGCGUAUCGAGUGGGGCCCGCGCCCGUCCCCCCCAAACGGGCCGCCCGGAGCCGAAAAAGAUGGUGCCCAUAGGCAGAUAGUCAUGUUCAGCAAAAAACCUAAACCACCGCUACCGUCAUUUAUUUUCUUGCCAAAUAUGGGAACGGCAUUUUUCCCGCCGUUGGGACUACCCGCCCCGCCUAUACCGAUGUACCCUUUGGUACCCAUCCCUCCAAUCCCUCAGGGUCCACCAGAUUAUAGUGAAAAUGGUCAAACUACUGUAGCGGCAUCAAUGCAGCAACCAACAACGUCUGCCCCGACUACGCCUACGGGCGCGGCCACGCCGUCACCAGCGCCGACGACGGCAUCGCCGCCUGCGCCGUCGACCACCGCGCCGACCGACACGCAGACCGACGUCAAGAAAGUCUUGCGUACUCACAAAUUGCUUAAUACAUUCCGUCCUCCUCUUAUCAAAAAUCGAAACAAACCACAAACGAGACAAGUAUUCAAACCAUCACCGCUACCACCUAUGCCACCUAUGGAUUACCCUAUGAAGCCAUACGUCCAGGAAGAUGACUACAGUGACAUGUUUAUGGGAGACAAUAACUUCCUCUUCGAACAAGGUGACAAAAUGGACGCCGGCCCUGACUUCAAAUAUAUAAGUGAACUUAUUCAUCGGAACACCAAUGAAAGCAACAAAAGCACAUCAAAACCGCCCAAUAUGGUAAAUCCUCGGAAACAUGAACAAUUUCAGGGCAUAAAGCCUCCUAUACCUAAGAGAAGACAUCCCAUCACGCCAGGUCGUCUCGAUUAUCCCACACGACGUCGAUUCGAUUCGAAAAAAAACAAAGAAGACGACUCUUAUUACAGUACAUUAGGAAAACAAAUAGCAAAACUUAUUAGAGGAUUGGAUUCUGCAGAUGUCCUUAGAGCUAACAUCAAAAUUGAACCAGCUGAGGACCCUAAAACUGCACAUCCAUUUUUCAGUGAGAAUAGUUAUGCGGCGCGUACUUACUGGGAAAGAUUUGUACGAUCUCCACUGAGUUUGAGAUUGCAAAAUUUUACAAAAUACGAAGAUUUAAUAGCCAGCAAUGAAAAUUUGUAUGAACUUGAAAACCAGGUUCAGGGAGCAACGUCUGCGCCUGUGUUGAGUUGGUUAGAACUUGAAAAUGUUAUCAAUACAAUGGGGGCAAUACGAAAUCAGAUACAUGGCAGAACGAUAAAAAACCAUAACGAUAAACUGUCAAACGUUAGCCUUAAUGUUAGCCUGCUGCCGCGGUUUAGUGCAAAAAAUGUCGUAUCGCAGAAACCGAAAAUAAAAACUAAAGAUUAUAUGCUUUUCGCAGAGUUCGACGAUGUUAUUGGCAAAUUAGCCAGAUCUAAUAAACAUCCAAAUUUAUCAAACAAAGGGUUUAAUGAGAAAACAGAAGAACUUAACAAACAAUCUAAAAAUGGAAGAAACAUCACUUUAGUAAAUAAAGUACCCGGAUCCAUUCACCUCAACACAAACAUUCAUGUUCUGCGUAGUGUGGUAUCCACACUAAAACCAAUAUUUUUAACGUCACAUAAAAAAGGUAAAAAAGACGCCGUGAUACCAGUAAAAAAGGAUCACGACAACGUUAAAAUUGAUUAUUUCAAUAAGAUCGACAAUAAACCUCAUAUGUUUCAAGCAUCCACUUUCGUAAGGUCAAAAAAGUAUUUCUUUGACAGUGGCGCCAACACCGAUUAUCAGUUCGAAAAAUGGGCUAUAGAUUAGCAUGUAAAAAACGUUUUUAGAAAACCAAAACAAAAGAACUUUCUAAGUAUUAACUUCGAAUAAUAAAUAAAACCAAUUCUUAAACAGGGUCUGCUUGGUGUAAUCCAGCGAGUGUUUACGAUACACAAACUCGGAGCAGCAUGCCAAGUCCGGCUGCAGUGCAGUGGAUACCCGCGCAGUAGGCUCCGUCCUGCAACCGAGCCUGCCAGUUUUCACAAACUGCAUCGUGACUAUUGCUGCAAACAUUAGAAGAUUGUUGCAACGCUCAGUGUGUAAAGGGGAAAUGAAGGCCGCGCAGAAUUAGAUAUCCUUUCGUGUAGAAGAAGGAAUAAACGGUAAUCCUGUUGUAUUCUUCACAGACAAUUUAAUUCCCAUUUCAUAACGCGCGACGUGCAGGGCCGCAUCGCGGCGAUGCCGGCGGCGCGGUACGGCGGCUGCAUCUCGCUUAGCUUACGUACCAUCAGCAAGUAGUGAAUUCGAGCGCAAGGGACGCGAUCACGCCGCUUGCACUGCUGCUAGUAUUCCCACUUCCAUUAUAGCCAACUUAAUCUCCUCGAUACGGGAUUUCCAUAUUUUGAACUCGCUUCUAACAUUUCCAUUUAAGUCGCAAGUUUUGAGCCGAUUAUUAUAAUUGUCGACUGAUGUAAGCAUAUCGAAUAGCGCCGAACUAAAGCUGUAUAAAUUGUCGCAAUAACAGUUACAUGCAGGUCGCAUCGACCAAUUUAGUUGGGUUCAAAUGGUGUCGUUUGAACGGGUUUUGGCAUGUAAAUAAAGAUUUGAAUAAUGUAAUUUCUUUUUAUGAUACUCGUACGAACCCAUGUACACAUGUGCAUUUAUAAUGCCUCAAUGAAAUGAUAAUGUUUCCUUGGAUUCAGGAACAUUUUUUUUCCAAGGACUUAAUAAAAUCGGCCAAGAGCAUGUCGGGCCGCGCUCAGUGUAGGAUUUCGUAGUUACCAUUCUGUCAGAGCAGGCCAAACGGGGGCUAUGAAUAAGUAAGUAUCAUGUAGGUAUCAUAGAAUAAGUAAGUAUCAUAGAAGUACAUUCCAAGUAUAAAUGAGUACCUUCGUAGCGCGUUGUACGUCUUUUUACUAAGAAGAGAAGAUUUUUGCAAUAACUUAAAAACGGCUGGGCCGAUCAUGAAAGUAUUUACUAAGCUUUUGUUUCACGAUUUUUUCGACAUAUGGUUCGAAGUUAGUUGGGGGGGUCACAUUUUUUUUUCUUUCGGAGCUAUGAUUUCUGAAAAUAUAACUUAUUGGUUUUGAAAGACCUAAAAGAAAAUAUCAUUUUGUAUGGGAAAUACCCUAUAUAAAACAUUUUUUUUGUACUGUUCUGGCGCCAUACAUGAUUUAUGUAUCCAUGCCAAAUUGUUGCUUUCUAGUACUAACGAUCACGGAGCAAAAUCGCGGACGGAUAGACAGACGCGUGAAAUUAUAAGGGCGUGACAUCGCGAAACUAUAAGGGUUUCUAGGUGACUACGAUACCCUAAAAAUCCUUACAUGUUUGUCGAACCACAAAAUCAUGAUAUAUCAUUUUAUAAUCGCUGAUUUUACUCAAUAAUUAAUUACGAAUGGGAUAUUUUUUAUUAAUUUUACCAAGCUCCGGACUUUAAUCUACUUUCGGUGACAGUCUGACAGAGACAACCAAACUACGACAGAAUAAAACACGCGAAGGCCUAAAACAGGAUGGACCUGACUAAAUUAUGAAGGAUUUUUUGUCAUUAUUCAUAAACACAUAUCUAAAAAUCCAAGAAAUAAACUCAUAUUUUUUGUUCAGGAUAACAUACUUGAAUCUGGAGAAAUAUUAUAAUUAACGAUAUCGAUAACCAUGAUAAUGUCCUUUUUGUUUUCUAGUAGCAUAGUUAUAUACCUAUUUCCUAUAGUAGAGUAGAUACCUACAUAUAGGAGGCUUGCACUGAAAGAUUCGGAAAUCGCUUAUUUAAUUAUACAAUUAUCAUUCAAAUUCAACAUUUUUAUAAUCAUAAAGGGCUGACAACUCAACACAACUGGCAGUUUGAAAAAAAAACAACAAUUUUUUUUAAUUUGUUGUCUAAGCGGAGUGGUUGUUGACAAAAUGGAACUAAUAACGCGGGAAAAUUUAAGAGCGGUGAUAUUUAACGAUUUUAAAAGUGGUUACACAAACCAAGAUUAGAGCGGAUGACUUCAACAUUUGGGGAGGAAGUUACAUCAAAGACGACUAUUUAUGGCUGGUUUUCCGAAUUUCAUCGCGGUCGUGUUAAUCUUUAGUGAUGAUGUGCGUAAAGAUCGGCCAAAAUCUGCGGUCAUCCAAGAAAACGUCGACGCAAGUCGGAACCUGAUUGAGAAAGAUCGACAUGUCACAUAUCGUGAAAUUCAGUCAUGUUUAGGGAUUGGAAUGAGUCAAAUUCAAACAAUCUUGUGAACAGAACUAGGCGUAAGAAAACUGUUUACCCGUUGGAUCCCGCACCUACUUUCCGAAGAACAAAAGACGGCCUUAGUCAUUUGGUGCUGAAAAAAUCGAGAAAGGGUCAACAAUGGAACUUCAAACGCAGUUUUUAAUAUCGUUUCGGGAGAUGAAACGAAAGCAUACGAACCUGAAAAUAAAAACCAGUCUCAAGUUUUGGUUUAUGAAAACGAGCUGAAGCCAACCAAGGUUGUUCGCUCUCGAAGCACGGCGAAAAAGAUGGUGGCUACUUUUGUGUCGAAGUCCGAUUAUAUUGCGACUGUUGCACUUGAGGAGGAGGAGGACUGUUAAUGCAGAUUGGUGCACAACGAUUUGCCUGCCUGAAAUCGUCGGCAUACUUAGAAAAGAUAACUGUAACCGACGCAUCAUCCUCCAUCAUGACAACGCCAGCCCACACACCGCUCGUCAAACACAGGAGUAUUAAAUCAUAAUAAUAUCGUAUUAAUGGACCAUCCGCCAUACAGCCCCGACCUAAGUCCCAAAAAUUAAAGAAAAGUUACGUGAUUCACGAUUUCAGUUGCCAUAAGAAGCAGUCGAUGCCUUCAAAAACGCCAUUUCGGAGACUACUACUUUGGAAUGGAAUAACUGUUUCGAAUAAUUGGUUCGAACGUAUGGAAAAAUGCCAUAAUAUGUUAGGAGAAUACUUUGAAAGUACAGUCGUAUUGUUUAUUAACAGUAAAAGUAUUUUUACCCGA